Messenger RNA from Capsella rubella, 1290 nucleotides. RefSeq lists its product as uncharacterized. The record is from RefSeq and is a predicted model, not a curated record. The transcript is spliced from 2 exons. The coding region runs from base 158 to 1270 and encodes 370 amino acids. Lineage: Eukaryota; Viridiplantae; Streptophyta; Magnoliopsida; Brassicales; Brassicaceae.
GAUAUCUUACGCUUAUGGAGAUGUUCACUCUCAGUUUGGAAGCAGUUUGUGUGGAUAUGGUGAAGCAGGAAGAGACAGAAACAGAGCUGUGUCCGAACCAAAGCCAAAUCUCCUUAGAAUCUCUUUUUAAUUCACAUAUCUCUUUGUGAAUCCAAGGAUGGUAUUUGAACAAAACAUGCGUGGAGUUUGGCUUUAUCUCAAGAAGUCUCUUAGCUGCUGCAACGCACAGAAGUCAACUGACCUGGCUGAUCCAGACAAGAACCGAAGCCAGAAGAUGCAGAAUCCAUCUGGAUACUCAAGAUCAAAUAUGAGAGAUGUCUUUGUAACACAUGGAGGUGGAGGAGCUAUGCAGAAUCCAAGUUGCUGCAGCUCACGGUCUCUGGAGAGCUCCAGGUUUAUAAACACAAUGAAAAUUGAGGGCAAUGACCGUUAUUCGGGCAGAUUCAAUGGCUUGCUCACUGGAGGAUCUUCUUCUGAUUUGCUUCCCGGUCGUUGUUCUGAGAGAUUUGAUGUUAUUGGCUCUGACAUCUGCGGUUUUGGAGUUCUUUCUUGUCGAAAAUGUCAUGAGAGAGUCAGAGAUCUUGACGCGUUUGAGUCCCAUUACCUUUCUAACCAUUCUGUCAUUAGACUCUUAGCUGGAGACUUCUCACGAACAACUGUUGAGUUAAUCUGCAAUACAGGGUAUUCUCACAAGCUUGGCAAAACCAAAGGGAACAACAUUUUAGCGAUCUUGAAAAUACAAAAUUUGCAAAGAGUUGUUGCAGGGUUUGAGGAUUACAGAGAACUCGUGAAAAUAAGAGCGAACAAGCUUUCCAAGAAACACUCGCGGUGUAUGGCUGAUGGGAACGAGUUUCUUGGGUUCCACGGUACUAGUCUUUCAUGCGCUCUCGGUUUGAGUGACAACAGCUCUUCAAACCUCUGUUUCUCGGAUCAAUGCGGAGUUUGUCAUAUUCUAAGACAUGGGUUCAUCCCUAAAACAAGACCGGAUGGGAUUAAAGGGGUUCUCACAGCAUCAACGAGCUCCACAGCUCUUGGAUGUAUUGAAAAUAUGGAUCAAAGAAUGAACAGAGGUUCAUUGAAAGCUGUUGUGCUAUGUAGAGUGAUUGCAGGGAGGGUUCAUAAACCUAUGCACAAGUUUGAAGAUCCUUGUGGAUUUUCUGAGUUUGAUUCGUUGGCUUUGAAAAUGGGACCAAACUCUAGAAUUGAAGAGUUUUUUCUGUUGAGUACUAAAGCAUUGUUACCUUGCUUUGUGAUCAUCUUCAAGCCUUGAACACAAACCCCUGUGUAAUG